AUGGAGAACUACCACCGUGUGAAAAGGCCCAUGAGUCCACCACCAUCAUUGAUUGCCGCCGCAGCCUUUUUCAUAUUUUGCUCUUUCGCGACAGGUGUUGAACCGAAAGAUGGAGCAGCGUCCACGGCUUUUGUUAAUAGGCAGUCCUCUCCUGCUGCCCUCCCAGACACAGGGGAGGCAAUCGAAUGGCGCUCCCACACUGCUAGUUCCAGACAGUCAGAGGACAAUGCCGCGGGAAUGCAGUCGGUGGUACGGAGCACUGGCCUGUCACAGUCAGGCCAGCAUGCGGUCCAAGACGCCCUGGACCGGCGUGACUAUACAGACGAUCGAAGAGAAAAGGACGAGAGUGGAGAAGGAGAAAAUGACCAAUCGCGGGACACUCAAACUGCGCCUGGUGCUCCGAACGAGGGGGGCAAAAGCCGAAAAGCACUUGAAGGUGCCUCCAGCGGCGCACGCCAGCGAGAGCAAGUGGCAAAACACGACGUUGAUGCUAAAAGGCCUCUUACGGCGAACAAUAUGGUACGGCCUGGUGCUGGAGUACCCAGAUUUGCUUUGAAGGUUCCAGAGGGUAGAGGGCAAAAGAUGAAGGCCAAACCGGACUCGCAAUCACCUGCAACUGGAACGAUUCAGGCAUCAGACUCAGCUGCGACAUUGCCCGUCGACAGCACUGCCGAACAUUCUCGACACGCACUUCAGCAAGAGCAGAUCACUGAAUGGGAACUUGCGGAACCGCGACGAAAAUCGAACGCCGCAACAAGAAACUUGACGACAGCGCAGUACGACACGGCAGUCGUUCCCCCGGAAGCGACUCCAGACGCAUCGGGAGAAGAACAAAUGGUCCGCCCCGUCGUGGUUGCAGCGCAAGCAGAGUUGAGAGGCCGCACAGACGGAAAAACGACCCCAUGUAACGUGUCCGUCGCUGGUGUUUCCACGGGACAGCAAGCUGCAGUUGAAGGAUGUCUAGACGGAAGCGAGACCCGCGGUGAAGGCGAUACUGGAGAAACAGGCACUACAGUCUCUUGGCUACACAAGAAAAUGUUAGGCGAGGAAGACUCUGAUGGUACAGCGCCUGAGAGGACUCUGCCUUCACACGUACUCUCCUUGCGUACAGAGGGCGAAUACGAAAACACAACAAAGGAAUACUUCGAACUAGGGAAAAUUUUUCGAGAGGACAGUUCAUUGAUGCCGCGGACCUACACUCGGCAAACCAAUCUGGAGGAGAAACAUUAUUUGCGACCGAGAGACAGAGUCACUGAAGAGGGGAAGAAAACACAACCUCUAUCUGAGGAGCCAUUAUUACACCGAGAGCUCUUGGAGGAAGGAAAUCAAAACGACAAGCUCCUGAAAAACUAUGGCGAAUCUGCGGACACGGCUGCGACGCCAGAGGAGCACCAAAUGAACCCAGUGGCACCCACGUACGAUAAGAGAAAGAACGACGUGUUUCAGCGACAGCACAUGUCUACGCCUAGCGAGCAGUUGAAGCUUACGAAGGAAGGCAGUUCUGCUGGUUCUCACGUCCCCGAGUCUUCGUCAGAACCAGGGGGUCAACGUGUGCCGGCAUCGACCAGGGAAGCCUACGGGAGCGAGCACGAUAGCGGAACCCUGGCAUCAAGCCACGUGCAGAAAGAUGUGGCAUCGACGAGCGACAACGGGCUACCAAGGAUUGAUGAAAUGGACCAAAAACUGCAACUUGGGAAGCAAGACGUCUCCGGCACAGAAGAAGCAGAAGGACACCAUCAGCGUCAACCUGAGGAGAGUGUUAAUGGAGACUCGGAGCCUAUCGGUGGGGGAACCCCCGACGAAAGGGAGAGUAUUCAUCUCUCGCAGGAUGGAGUGGAAAAAGGCCCUUUACAGGCGUUGCAGCAAGAUGGAGGUGCCGGUGGGAAAGAGACCUCCUCGCCAGAAGCGGCAGAAGGAUCUGCUCUGAAAGAACCUCAAGCCGGCCCAUCGUCCAGUUCAGGUGACACAGUGCUUUUUCAACAAGUUAGCGGCUUCCCGCUCUCAUUAGAAUUCAGCAUUUCCAGCGUCGCCUCAUCCGAUCCCACUGUGGACAAUAAUGCGGAAAGACACCGAAGCCGACCGAAUGUUAGCAGCUCCAAAGAUGAUACAGAGCAACAAAGCAGUGAUCAGCGAAGACCAGGACGUGGGUACCCGUCAGAAGGUCAGUUGGUUCACGGCAGUGUGGUUGAAACGCUUCAUGAAGACGAUGGAGUGUCUACGUUGCCAAGUAGAACAGACGAGCAGGCGAAGUCAGAUACAGAAGAUGUCGAUUCGCUGCCGCAGAUGAAAUUGGAACCUUUGUUCGUAGAUGUCGAUUCCGAUGGAACUAAUUAUGAGAAAGAGGAUAGCCAUGAGGAUGGUGAGACAGGUGACAGUAUGGGCGUAAGAGCAUUGGAUCCAGAGAAAAGUGGCACACAGGGAGAAACCGAGUUCAUACCGGUAGAACAUCGAACUCUGGAGGAAGCGUCGCGGGACGAAGUGCAAACGGAAGAAGGCGCACAGGGACGAAAAGAAUCGGCACAGAAAGCUGAAAACGACCCGGGUGAGCGAGUAGCGAAGGGAAUCGCCCAAAAGCCCCCCGCAGGCCAGUCACGGACUAGAGUACGAGGCGAUGGCGCAGAAACGGGGCACACGUCGCCUCUCAAUGGAGACAGGAAAAUUCACGUGGGAACGAAAGCAGCAUCGGAAGCUGAACUCGAAGGCAAAUUGCAGGAACUAACAGAGCAAGAAGGAUCUUCCGAGCGGAUGAAAGAACGAGGGGCACACGACCAGAAUGAAGAACAAACGAGAAACCACAGAAACGAGAAAAGCACCGCUGAACUCGAUGAAGAAGGCAAUAGCGAGGCAGAUAGACUCAACGACUACCUGAAAGAUCCUGGGCUUGAAGAUGGAAGGCUGGAUGCUCUUCUUGUCGAAACUGAGACCAACAGGACAGAUAGUAAUGCAGACCAUAAGAAAGAAGGUAGCAGAGUAGCGAAAAUGUUUGAAGAGAUUCAUUCGGAACAGGAUGUUCAGCAGCAAACACGAGAUACUGGUAGAACAGAAGUCGACUGCGACGUUGUAGAAGAAAGGCACCAAGUGAACGGGAAACGUGGAACCCAAAGAGGAGAAGACAAAACUGAACAGCUGGAACCGGAGAUGUCAAGGAACAAAACUGAGUUGACAACCGGUGAAUUGAUGGUUGGAACAAAUCCUGGAAAAGCACUACAGGUGAAGCGCCGAAACGCGGGUGAAGCGCAGAGGUCCUCUGAAGACGAUUUGUCGGACGUGGUUCAGGAACUUGUGGCUGUUUCUGCUGCACGGGAUGGUAAAAGGAGUUCUGAAUGGCUGCCGGUGGCAGCAGAGGUGCGCGACUCGACUAGAACUUCGGUGAAUAAGAAGGAAAUCGCCUCUUUGGCAUUUUCUUCACCGGGGCUGCGGGACCGCUUCACUGUGGCGCCUGAAAGUGCAUCAUCAAAACAGGACAAAAAACUAGCCCAGACCGCAGCGGCUCAGGUAACUGCAGUACACUUAGAAAAUGUACAUUUCGAAAGCGGUCGGCGAAAAACUUUUCUGUCAACACAGCCGCUAUCGCACAUGUUGCCUGACCUUGUUGACUUUGAAAGUCUUCCCGUGUCCACCCUCAGCUUGCCUACGCCCUUAGCUUCUGAGACAGCGAAAGAGGUCUCUGACGAAGCCGGAGAUACGGUGGUUGACCCACCAUCCCCUCUCGUACUUCAUUUCAUGCAUUUGCCGAAAUCGCAGAUGAUGCUGAAUGACGUGCACUAG
This is a messenger RNA of Toxoplasma gondii ME49, 3768 nucleotides long. RefSeq lists its product as hypothetical. The transcript has a single exon. The coding region runs from base 1 to 3768 and encodes 1255 amino acids. The record is from RefSeq and is a predicted model, not a curated record. NCBI's taxonomy places the organism in Eukaryota, Apicomplexa, Conoidasida, Eucoccidiorida, Sarcocystidae.